This is a messenger RNA of Aspergillus saccharolyticus JOP 1030-1, 1178 nucleotides long. RefSeq lists its product as uncharacterized. The record is from RefSeq and is a predicted model, not a curated record. NCBI's taxonomy places the organism in Eukaryota, Fungi, Ascomycota, Eurotiomycetes, Eurotiales, Aspergillaceae. The coding region runs from base 148 to 1059 and encodes 303 amino acids. The transcript is spliced from 2 exons.
CCCCUUCUGACGGGCGGUAUUCAAUCCCAAUCGUCUAAUACUUCCAGUCCUUUAUACUUUAUAGUCUUGUCGAUCAUUCUUGCAUGGUUUAGCCCCUUGCGUUUUGUUUCAUUCAUCCAGUCUUUUCUCCAUUGCAUUCCAUCCCCUAUGGAGGCCAUCCGCUCAUUCGCCGGCUAUCUGUGGGAGUCGGCCACCUUCUGGAAGACGACAGCUCUCGUCCUGGCCCUGCUGAACCUGAAGGCGCUGCCUUUGGUCUGGCAUAUCCGCGUCUACCGCUACUUCUUCAAGCAUGGCUACCUCAUCACCCCCGCCGUCGAGCAGCCCCCGCGCCCCAGCACCGAGAUCCUCGAGCCCCUGAGCAUCUACUCGCACGCUCCCGUGCUGGAAAUCGACUUCAACCUGCACAAGUCCAACUCCACCUACUUCUCCGACCUCGACGUCUCGCGAACGGCGCUCAUGUCCAACAUCGUCGUCAAGGGGGCCGCCCUGCUGGAGAAACGGCUGGAGCAGCAAGGCAAAAAGGGGUUUUUGGGGUUCCUGUUGGGCAGUGUCUACACCAAUUUCAAGCGCGAGAUCCCCGCCUACACCCAGUACGAGGUCAAGUCGCACAUUGCCAGCUUCGACAGGAAGUGGAUCUAUAUCGUGACCUACUUCCUCAAGCCGAGCAAGUCGCGCUCCCCGCGGGGAGGGGCCGCUGCGGAGGACCCCGAGAAGCUGCUCAAGCGGCUGUAUGCCGUCUCCAUCAGCAAGUAUGUGCUCAAGAAGGGCCGCUACACUGUUCCGCCGAAGGAGGCCUUCGAGGCUGCGGGGUAUACUCCCUUCUUCUCCGCGGCGGCGGAGGAGGAGGAGGCGAAUGGACAUGCGACGGGCGCGGAGAACGGCCAUGCGAAUGGGGAUGCGGUGCAGCGUGCGGCGGGUGCGGCUGGGAACUCGGAUGAGUGGGAGCGGUUGAAGAAGGAGAUCGAUCGGGGGUUGACGGUCAUUCAGCCGAUUGUUGAUCAGGAGGAGAGGCUCUUGGAGGAUUACGUGCACAAGAUGAGUCGUCCAAGAUUUGCAUAGGGGUUACGAUGAUAGAAGGGUGGAUAGAAUAUUAGAGGAUGGGUGUAUGUUAAUUAGCCAACAUAGAGAACGUUUGAUAGAUUCGAUUAGAAUAAUUCCUGCUGAAUCCGACAUGCAUG